AGAGAGACCUGGGGCUCUUGGUGCUGCCUCCAAGACACCACUAGAGAGGAUAAAUGACCAUACCACUUAUGCAUAACUGGAUCCCAGUCAACCAUGAGGAUUCUCUCCUGUCAGACGACUUUUGUGGCCGUAGUUGUGGUUGUGCUCACUGUGGGGUCCUGCGCUGAAGCUAAGACUACCCAGAAGCCCAAAUACCACUACACCAAGAAGCCGGUCCCUCAGGUCACUGUGCACAGCCCCGUGACCACCAGCAUGCCCAAGACUCUGAAGAUAGUGGCUACACCAGCCCCGGUGGAGCCCCACCCAGUGCCCACCACAGACAGGACCACCUACCCAAGCCAUGACUUUCCACAGUACUAUGCUGAGAACACCAACCCCCCUGGUGCUGGCCCUGAGAACUACACUCUGGAUUAUAAUGAGUGCUACUUCAAUUUUUGUGAGUGUUGUCCUCCUGAAAGGGGCCCCAGGGGGCUGAAGGGAGACCGAGGCCUGGCAGGGACGCCAGGUGAGAGAGGUCUUACAGGACCACCUGGUUUACCUGGACCACCAGGUCUAAUUGGUCCUACAGGGUUUAAAGGAGACAAAGGGGAUAAAGGUGACAGAGGAAACACAGGGUCAGCUGGGUCACCUGGAGUUUUAGGAAAAACGGGACAGAAAGGUGAUAUUGGCUCAAAAGGUGAGAAAGGUGAAAGAGGAAUACAAGGUCUCAGAGGUAAUGCUGGAGAGAAAGGAGAACCUGGCUUCAAUGGGACUGCUGGGGAGAAAGGAGAACCAGGAAAAGAAGGUCCUCCUGGACCUCAAGGACCACCUGAUUCAGGUCCAAAGGGGGAUAAAGGGGAUAAGGGAGAGUGUGGCACAUUUGGAGAGAGAGGCCAAAAAGGUGAGAGAGGGGACCCUGGCCCCCCUGGGGUUCUAGGAGGGAUGGGAAUUCCAGGUAUAAAUGGCAAGCAUGGUACUCCAGGUCCUGUAGGUGUCAGAGGUGAUCCUGGACCCCCUGGACCACCAGGUGAGCCAGGAGUGAGAGGGCCUCAGGGUGUUCAAGGCAUAAGAGGGAUGCCUGGGCCGAAAGGGGACAGAGGUUACCCAGGGAUGAGAGGGGAUCGGGGCUUCCGUGGGUUCAAAGGAGCUAAAGGGUCUGGGGUUCCCCAGAAGCGCUCAGCCUUCAGUGUAGGGAUCUCACCCAGAAAGUCUUUUCCUCCGUCUGGCUUCCCAAUCCGAUUUGAUAAGAUCUUCUACAACGAUGAGAACCACUUUAACGUCACUUCCAACAGCUUUACAUGUGUCCAUGCAGGGGUCUAUGUGUUCUCCUUCCACAUCACCGUACGUAACCAGCCACUGCGAGCCACGUUGGUGGUAAACGGUUCACGCAAAGUAAGGAUACGGGACUCCCUCUAUGGCCAGGACAUCGACCAGGCGUCCACUCUGGUGGUGAUGCGGUUGGUACCAGGUGAUCAGGUGUGGAUGGAGACUCUCAGAGACUGGAAUGGGGUAUAUGCCAGCAGUGAAGAUGACAGCAUCUUCUCUGGAUUCUUGCUUUACUCAGACAAGGUCUGA
Messenger RNA from Sphaeramia orbicularis (orbiculate cardinalfish), 1554 nucleotides. RefSeq names its product otolin 1b (gene otol1b). The transcript is spliced from 5 exons. Lineage: Eukaryota; Metazoa; Chordata; Actinopteri; Kurtiformes; Apogonidae. Gene Ontology annotation, molecular function: protein binding. Bases 94 to 1554 code for a protein of 486 amino acids. The record is from RefSeq and is a predicted model, not a curated record.